AUGGCUGAGGUUUUGACCAAGGCGAGUUUGGUUUCUUCCUGGCAUGUUAGUAGUCAACGCCACCAUAGAAGAGUAUCGACGGUUUCCAAUUCUUCUAGUUUCAUUUCUGGCGUCGGAAGUUUCCCUUCUCUCAAGUUAAAGUCUCAUGUUCUCAGAUCUUGGUCCCCUUCUUCUGGGUUUCAGGGUAAAAGGCUCGUCUUUCAUGUCAAUAGAGGAAUACCCAACAGGGCCAGUUCGCGGUUGAGAGCUUCAACUGCGGCUCAGAUGACCCUUCGAAUAGGGAAAGUUCAGAAAUGGUGGGAAAAGGGGCUUCAACCCAACAUGAAAGAGGUGACUUCGGCCCAAGAUCUUGUAGAGUCACUGUUAAACGCAGGGGACAAUUUGGUGGUGGUUGAUUUCUUUUCUCCUGGUUGUGGUGGCUGCAAAGCCCUUCACCCUAAGAUAUGUCAACUGGCAGAGAUGAAUCCUGAUGUUCAAUUCCUUCAGGUGAACUUUGAGGAGCAUAAGUCCAUGUGUUAUAGCCUCAAUGUCCACGUUCUUCCCUUCUUCCGCUUUUACAGGGGUGCUCAUGGUCGAUUAUGUAGCUUUAGCUGCACCAAUGCCACGAUCAAGAAGUUUAAAGAUGCAUUGGCCAAACACACCACAGAUAGAUGCAGUUUGGGCCCAACCAAAGGGUUAGAGGAGAAAGAGCUCCUAGCUCUUGCUGCCAACAAAGAUCUUUCCUUCACCUACUUGCCAAAACCUUUACCACCUGCACACGAAAAUGAGGAGUUGGCAACUACUCCUGAACUUAGUCCAGAAUCUCUUCCUUUACCUUCAUUGACCCUCAAUUCUGAGAAUCUCCGCGUCCUCUGGGCAAGCAAGCGAGUCCAGAAAGAAACCCUCAAAGAGCAAUUGGCUAUUCAUAAUUGGCCCACCACUCUGGGAUUGGGUGAAGUGAGAACUGGAAUCAAUGGGUGUUGGUUGACUGUUGGAGAGUUAGAAUCACAGAUUGAUAACUUUGAAGCAGAGCUUGAAGGGCUUUCUGUUAAGAAAAGAAAGAGCAGGCCACCCAAAUUGGAGGAUUUUGAUGAUUUCAAUGACGUUGAUGAACUAUACAGUUCAUUACCUUUAGACAAGGUGGAGACACCAGAAGAUCUUGUUACAAUUCCCACUGGUAUUUCUAAGGUAAAGAGGAGAGAAAGCGGCACAUUACAUUUCAUGGCUUUCGAUUCUUCCCCUCACUUUGCGGUACAGGACACAGACUCAAAGCCCUGUGGCGCGGAAUCAGCAGAAGGGGUGACCCUUUUGAUUAAGCACCUACUAGAAGCCAUUCCUCAUGACACCCUUUAUCGAACCUUCGCCAAUUUCGGCGCUUUCUCAGUGCGCCCUUGCUCUAGUGCCAGGAGUAUACCCGAAACUAUAAUAGUGGUUGUUCUUCCGAAGGAUGUGAUGACAAUUCUUCAGAAAGGAUUUUUGAUUGCAAUAGUUUUAGCAGUUAUGGCAUAUGGUUGA
Sphenostylis stenocarpa is the source of this 1494-nucleotide messenger RNA. Lineage: Eukaryota; Viridiplantae; Streptophyta; Magnoliopsida; Fabales; Fabaceae. The record is from the annotation of a GenBank genome assembly.